UGGCGCUAGCUCUCGUUUCCUUAAGGUCAAUGUGUUGUUUUAGCUUUUCUUCUCAGACACAGAAAAAAAAAUAAACAAAGGAGAGGAAGAAGAUGAAGAGUUUUCGGAGCAUAAGAUCGAUAUUCAUGCAUGCCGACAGUGUGGAUUUAAUGCUGAUGGGAUUAGGUUCACUCGGAGCCAUCGCUGAUGGUUUCAUCACUCCUAUAACAUUUUUCAUCACCGGCUUGCUGCUGAACAACAUCGGUGGUUCCUCAGUCGCUGAUGAAACCUUCAUGCAUUCCAUCAUGAAGAACGUUGUAGCUCUGCUUUAUGUGGCUUCUGCAUCUUUGGUGAUAUGUUUCGUUGAAGGAUAUUGCUGGACAAGGACAGGGGAGAGACAAUCAUCACGAAUGAGAAAGAGGUACUUACGAGCAGUAUUAAGACAAGAUGUGGGUUACUUUGAUCUUCAUGUAGCAAGCACUUCUGAUGUUAUCACUAGUGUCUCAAGUGACACCCUCGUCAUCCAAGAUGUCCUUAGUGAAAAGUUACCAAACUUUUUGAUGAAUGCAUCGGCGUUUGUCGCAAGCUACAUCGUGGGAUUCAUCAUGUUAUGGAGACUCACCAUCGUAGGCUUCCCGUUCUUUAUUGUCCUCUUGAUCCCUGGACUGGUGUGCGGACGAGCCCUUAUCAGCAUCUCGAGAAAAAUACGUGAAGAGUACAAUGAGGCUGGUACUAUUGCUGAGCAAGCUAUCUCGUUGGUACGAACCGUGUAUGCAUUUGGUAGUGAGAGGAAGAUGAAAUCAAAAUUCUCGGCUGCGCUUCAAGGCUCGGUGAAGCUAGGACUACAACAAGGACUAGCUAAAGGAAUCACCAUUGGGAGCAACGGUAUCGUUUACGCCAUCUGGGGGUUCAUGACUUGGUACGGCAGUCGGAUGGUUAUGUACCACGGCGCCAAAGGUGGUACUAUCUUCGCAACCAUCAUAUGUAUCACCUAUGGUGGCUCAUCACUUGGUCGAGGUUUGUUGAAUCUCAAAUAUUUCUCAGAGGCGGCUGUAGCAGGGGAAAGGAUUAUCAAAGUGAUUAAAAGAGUUCCCAAUAUUGAUUCAGAUAACAAGGAUGGUCAAAUUUUACAUAAAGUAAAAGGAGAAGUCGAAUUUAAGCAUGUGAAAUUCAUGUACCCGUCUAGACCUGAAACCUCAAUCUGUGAUGAUUUUUGUUUGAAAGUUCCAAGUGGGAAAACUGUGGCUUUGGUGGGAGGAAGCGGCUCGGGAAAAUCAACUGUGAUAUCUCUUCUUCAAAGGUUUUAUGAUCCAGUCGCGGGAGAUAUUCUCAUUGAUGGCGUGUCCAUUAGUAAGUUACAAGUGAAAUGGUUGAGAUCACAAAUGGGUCUUGUUAGCCAAGAGCCAGCACUCUUUGCCACAUCAAUACAAGAGAACAUACUUUUUGGUAAGGAGGACGCAUCCAUGGAUGAAGUAGUGGAAGCUGCCAAGGCCUCUAAUGCUCAUAAUUUCAUUUCUCAGUUCCCUCAUGCGUAUAAAACUCAGGUUGGGGAAAGAGGAAUACAAAUGUCAGGGGGUCAGAAGCAAAGGAUUGCAAUUGCACGUGCGAUAAUUAAAUCACCAACACUUCUCCUUCUAGACGAGGCAACAAGCGCGUUGGACUCAGAAUCCGAAAGGGUAGUCCAAGAAGCCUUGGACAAUGCUUCUAUUGGUCGUACAACUAUAGUUAUUGCUCACCGUCUUUCUACAAUUCGUAACGCUGAUUUUAUUUGUGUAGUCCACAACGGUUGCAUAGUAGAAACUGGAUCACACGAAGAGCUUGUGAAAAAUUUAGAUGGUCAGUACGCUUUUCUAACCAGCUUACAACAGCUGGGAAAUGAAGAAAGAAAUGAUAAUAUCAAUGUAAGUACGCAAGGGGGUCAAGUCUCGAUUUUGAACCAAGAUUUGAAGUAUAGUCCAAAGAUUUCUAUUCAAAGCCGGUCAAACUUGUUCUCGACUUCAAGCACUGAUACAAAUCUUCCUGGUUUGACUCUAAAGGAUAAGAAGACGCUUAAACCAUCGUUUAAGAGAUUGAUGGCGAUGAAUAAACCAGAGUGGAAACAUGCAUUGUAUGGUUGCUUAAGUGCAGCCCUAUAUGGGGCCAUACAACCACUAUAUUCAUAUGUUUCAGGAUCGAUGGUGUCAGUUUAUUUUCUAACGAGCCAUGAUGAGAUCAAGGAGAAAGCAAGGGUAUAUGUGUUGCUCUUUCUUGGUCUAGCUAUAUUCAGUUUUGUGAUCAGUAUCAUUCAACAUUAUAGUUUUGCUUACAUGGGCGAAUAUCUAACAAAACGUGUCCGAGAAAAUAUUAUUUCAAAGUUAUUGACCUUUGAAGUAAGCUGGUUCGAUGAAGAAGAGAACUCGAGUGGUGUAAUUUGCUCUAGACUAGCAAAAGAUGCAAACGUGGUGAGAUCUCUUGUUGGCGAACGGGUGUCAUUGUUAGUACAAACUAUAUCGGCAGUAAGCAUCGCUUGCACACUUGGUAUGGUCAUCGCAUGGAAAUUCGCCAUUGUGAUGAUUGCGGUACAACCAGUGGUUGUUUUGUGCUUCUACGGACAUCGUAUUAUACUCAAAAGCUUAUCCCAAAAAGCCAUUGAAGCCCAAGACGAGAGCAGCAAACUAGCUGCGGAAGCUGUCUCAAACAUCCGAACCAUCACAUCUUUCUCAUCACAAGAACGAAUCAUAAAGUUAUUAGAAAGAGUUCAAGAAGGUCCACGAAGAGAAAACAUCCGACAAUCGUGGUUAGCAGGGAUAGUGCUUGCAGCUUCACGAAGCGUCAUGACGUGCAUUUCAGUUUUGAACUUCUGGUACGGGAGUAGACUUAUUGCUGAUGGGAAGAUAAUGUCUAAAGAAUUCUUUGAGUUGUUUAUAGUCUUUGUGAGUACGGGUCGCGUUAUUGCAGACGCUGGAGCCAUGACAACGGAUCUAGCUAAGGGCUCGGAUGCGGUUAUGUCUGUGUUUGCAGUGUUAGAUCGAUGCACAACCAUUGAGCCGGAGAAUACGGAUGGAUACCUCCCUGAAAAAAUGAAAGGACAAAUCAGAUUUGUCAAUGUGGACUUCGCUUACCCAACACGACCCGAUGUGAUUAUAUUCAAGAACUUCUCCAUUGAGAUCAAUGAAGGGAAGUCUACAGCAAUUGUCGGUACAAGCGGGUCAGGUAAAUCCACAGUAAUUAGCUUAAUCGAGCGGUUCUAUGACCCAUUAAAUGGUAUUGUGAAAAUCGAUGGUCGCGAUAUAAAAUCGUAUCAUUUGAGAUCGCUUCGUCAACACAUAGCUUUGGUUAGUCAAGAGCCAGUGCUUUUUGCUGGGACGAUUAGAGAGAACAUCAUGUAUGGAGGAAUAUCAGACAAGAUCGACGAGUCUGAGGUUAUCGUGGCGGCAAAGGCAGCGAAUGCUCAUGCUUUCAUCUUAUCAUUAUCGAACGGCUAUGACACGUACUGCGGAGAUAGAGGUAUACAAUUGUCAGGUGGUCAAAAACAAAGGAUAGCAAUUGCUCGAGCUGUUCUAAGAAACCCAUCAGUGUUGCUUCUUGAUGAAGCUACAAGCGCUCUAGACAACCAGUCAGAACGUAUUGUGCAAGACGCGCUCGAGUGUUUGUUGGUUGGGAGGACAAGCGUUGUGAUUGCACAUAGACUUAGCACGAUUCAAAACUGUGACAUGAUAACUGUUUUAGACAAAGGGGAAGUUGUCGAGUCUGGAACACACUCUUCCUUGUUGGGAAAAGGUCCCACGGGCAUCUAUUUUUCAUUGGUGAGUCACCAGACAACUCACUGUUGAAACACAUUUCACUCUUCCUUUUUUAAAAAAAAAAAAAAAUGAAAUUUAAGUUAUUCUACUUACAGUAUAUUGAUUAUUGAAUGCCAUAUACAUUAGGAAACCUGUUAGUAAUGUCGA
Camelina sativa (false flax) is the source of this 3908-nucleotide messenger RNA. RefSeq names its product ABC transporter B family member 22-like. NCBI's taxonomy places the organism in Eukaryota, Viridiplantae, Streptophyta, Magnoliopsida, Brassicales, Brassicaceae. The record is from RefSeq and is a predicted model, not a curated record. Gene Ontology annotation, cellular component: membrane. Gene Ontology annotation, biological process: transmembrane transport. Gene Ontology annotation, molecular function: ATP binding; ATP hydrolysis activity; ABC-type transporter activity.